AGUACUUCAUUUUGAUUUUUGAGCAUGUGCAGCUGUGCUUGGGCAGUGGUGUUUUUCUUCUUUUUUUUUUUUUGGAUCCUUGUUCUUGACAUCUUAUUGCAUAUCUUGGUAUAUAUGGUUUCCUUUUCAAUUCAUCCAUGCAUGGUAACUUUGCAAGUUACAACAAAUAAGUCAUUGCAAAUAAAUUUGGUGGCUUAAUUCAGAUUCAGAUUUUUGAAAAUACAUUCAUGAUUUGUUGAUGGUUUCAAUUGCAUCAAAUAAAGUAUUCGCAAAUCCAAUUUCAUGAAUUCAUUGAGAAUUGAGAUAUUAGAAAAUGCUUUCAUGAUUCAUGAAUGGUGACUUUGCAACAAUCACCAAAUAAAUUAUUUAUAUCAAUGAUAUCACUUCCUACAUUCCUCAUGGGAUAUUGAUUAGCAAAUGCCAGAUAGAGAAUAGACUUAGCUGUACAUAUGCUUCACCAAAUACACACUUGUUGUAAUUGUAAGUUUGUAAUGUUAAACAAGCUACUACUUUAAUUUCCAUGGUCCAAUGGCCUCAUCGGCAGAAACCCACAGCCAUCUCCAUGGUGACAAAGAUCAAGAACAUUCGUCUUAUGCCGUGCAGCUUGUUAACUUAUCAGUGCUGCCCAUGGCUCUUCAUGCAGCAAUUCAACUGGACUUUUUUCCAGAUCAUUUCAGAAGCUGGUGCAGAUGUCAAGCUCACACCACAAGAGAUUGCUUCCCGGUUGGCCACUCGCAAUCCGGAUGAGCCAAUGAUGCUGGACUGCAUCCUCAGUCUCUUAGCUACCCACAGCGUGGUAACUUGCUCUGUUGACGUUGACGAUCGUGGUGAUCCUCAGAGGCGGUACGGUUUGGCACCUGUGUCCAACGACUUCAUCCAAAAUGGAUCGAGAUGGUGUUUCUUUAGGCUCCUUGCAGACCUUGGCUCAGGACAAGGUCUUCUUAGAUGGUUGGCAUGUGACAAUCAAUUGAUUCCCUCGUUUUAAAUUACUAAUACUAUAAAUUUUUUGAUUCUGUUGUAGUGCAGUUCAUUGAAAUGAAUAAAUUUGAAGGUUUAGAGUGAUCUCGCAGGAAAAGUUGGGUUGCUUAUACAAAUCACUGUGUUUUAGAUGGAAAAUUAGCUUAGGCCAUCCAUAAUGGUUUUUGGGUGUCCUCCACAACCUUUCUUAUGUGGUUAUCUGUUACCUUGCUUGGAGAUCAUUCUUCAACUUUUCUUUUCCUGUUGAUCCUAGAUUUUUUUUUUUUUUACCCCUUUAGAAGAAGGUAAGUUCUUGUGUUGCAAAAAUCCCAAACUAGGGGUAUUUACAUGUAUAAUCAGGCAUACCGGGGUUCUGUACACACUGUAACUCCCUAAUUUCAACAUGACAAAUUGGGAUAUUGCAGUAUCACUCUUCUUAAGAUAUGAGGAGAUCAAGCACCCUUAGCAAAAUCUCAAUUAUUGUGAGCAGCAGCCUUUAUUUUUUAUGUACUUAUGGACAGUGUAUUGGUAGUACUAUUCUUUCUUCAAUAAGUUUAGUAGUGAUGGGAGCAGCACUUAUUAAUGUUAUGAAUGCUCUGGUUUGGGAGUAGAGCAGGGUGUCAUUAGUACCUCAUUUAUUUCUUUCUCUUGCCAUCCGUAUGAGUUUGAUUGGUCCAGGCCACUCCCCCCACAUUAACUUCCCUUUAUCUCUACCAUAUCCAUACUUCUCAUAUGAACCCUUCUUUUGAUGUGAGACUCAUUCGAACCUUCCAUUUCAUGGCACCAGCAUUAAAGGCAGUUGUUUGGU
Messenger RNA from Rubroshorea leprosula, 1765 nucleotides. The record is from the annotation of a GenBank genome assembly. NCBI's taxonomy places the organism in Eukaryota, Viridiplantae, Streptophyta, Magnoliopsida, Malvales, Dipterocarpaceae.